AUGACCCCACAAAGGAAAGAGGCACAAUGGAAACCUGGCAUGGUGCUGUGCUGGUUUCUGCUCUGCAUCUCUCUGCAACAAAACUCCCCCCACCGGGUGUCAGCUGUCAACCUGCGGCGCUUCAUCGGCUGCGCAGUCAGGGAGUUCACUUUCCUGGCCAAGAAGCCUGGCUGCGGGGGGGUGCACAUCACCACGGACGCCUGCUGGGGGCGCUGUGAGACCUGGGAGAAACCCGUCUUGGACCCGCCCUACAUUGAGUCCUAUCAGCGGGUUUGCACCUACAAUGAGACUCGUCUGGUCACUGUGAAACUGCCAAACUGCCAGAGAAACAUCGACCCCAUGUACACCUACCCGGUGGCCCUGAGAUGUGACUGUGGUGUUUGUGUGACCAGCACCACUGAGUGUAUUACAUCAGUGUAA
Messenger RNA from Cheilinus undulatus (humphead wrasse), 420 nucleotides. RefSeq names its product glycoprotein hormone subunit beta 5 (gene gphb5). The record is from RefSeq and is a predicted model, not a curated record. Lineage: Eukaryota; Metazoa; Chordata; Actinopteri; Labriformes; Labridae. Gene Ontology annotation, cellular component: cytoplasm; extracellular region. Gene Ontology annotation, molecular function: hormone activity. The transcript is spliced from 3 exons. Bases 1 to 420 code for a protein of 139 amino acids. Gene Ontology annotation, biological process: regulation of thyroid hormone receptor signaling pathway; G protein-coupled receptor signaling pathway.